AGCCUAUGUGAGAAGGAGCUCCGCUGUCUGUCCACUAUGUGGUGGAGAGGCUGCUGUUUAUUGUCCAUAAUAGACAGAACGGAUCAACCUACUGUAGGUUCAUCCGUUGGUCUUCUUCUAAUGUGUUUUAGUGCCACGGAUGUAUAGUUUGUGUGUCUCAUGUUGCAUUAUGCAUAUUUUAAGACCCUUAGGCUUGAGGCCUACAAGGCCAGUUUAAGACAGAAGGUGCUUGAGAUGGGUUAGGUUAGGUUAGGUUAAACCUUAUUAAUCCCAUAGGGAAACUGAGGUUAUCUGUUGCUCACACAUUAAUUCACAUCCACACAGCAUUAAAAUCGUACAGCUGGGGACACCCAUAAAAGAUACAAUAAUAUAAUAAAUAAAUACAUGACCACUAAAACGAGGUCUAGUAAAAGUGCUUAAAUAUGUUAAAAUACUAGUUACCCCGUCUCCCUCCCUUUCAGCAUUAUAAAGCCUAACGGCCCGUGGGACAAAGCAGUUUUUAAUCCUCUCGGUGGAACAGCCCAGUGAGAGGAACCAGUCCCUGAAGGGGCUCCUCUGGUUGGAGAAAACAGCGUACAGAGGACGGCUGGUGUUCUCCAGGACUAGCCUGGGUUUAGACGGUGUCCCCUGUUCCACCACCGUCUCCACAGACUCUGGGCCCACACCGACCGCGGAGCCAGCUCUGCAGAUGAGGCGGCGGCUCGGUCUCUGUGUGUUUGGAAAGUCUUGGAUCAAUCAGCCCGUGAAUGUUUUCUAUUUCAUUCUAUGACUUUAUCAUUUGCCAAGUGACUGUCUCAUUGAGCCUUUAGUUGUGUUUUAUGCAGUAUUGUGAUCACAUCUAACUGGGGGCCAUCAGCAAGAGGACAAUGUGACUUGAGGAAGAGACCAAGAGCUUUCACGUGUCGUUAUCCGGGGAUGUUUCAACGGAGCGUUUCCGCUGCCCUCUGUUCGGUUUUACAUCAGAGACGAGCCAGAAUGAGUGCAGCUAGAGCAGCAAACGAGUUGAAGCCUUUGAGUCCCAAGGUCGGCGAUGACGGGUAGGAAAGGGGCCCGUGAUGAAGCCCCGCAGCAGAACAGCCGGAGCGGGGCUCGGAGGCUCGGAGAGACGGAGAGACGGAGAGCCAGCGGCCGCUUGGAGCGCGUCAAGAGCUGAGCCAAUCAGAUCGAGGCGACGGCGCAGCGAGAUUAGCGUGCAGCCUGUAUAAGAGGCGUCCACGCGCCUGCGCACAUCAUUCGCUGUCGCUGUUUCCCAGGAAGCCGUGAGGAUGCCCGAACCCGCAAAGUCUGCGCCCAAGAAGGGCUCCAAGAAGGCCGUGACCAAGACGGCCGGCAAGGGAGGCAAGAAGAAGAGAAAGACCAGGAAGGAGAGCUACGCCAUCUAUGUGUACAAGGUGCUGAAGCAGGUCCACCCCGAUACCGGCAUCUCGUCCAAGGCCAUGAGCAUCAUGAACUCGUUCGUCAACGACAUCUUCGAGCGCAUCGCCUCCGAGGCGUCCCGCCUGGCUCACUACAACAAGCGCUCCACCAUCACCUCCAGGGAGAUCCAGACGGCCGUGCGCCUCCUGCUGCCCGGAGAGCUGGCCAAGCACGCCGUGUCCGAGGGCACCAAGGCGGUCACCAAGUACACCAGCUCCAAGUGAAGCUGCCGCUUCCCAACAACAACAACAAAGGCCCUUUUAAGGGCCACACAAAUGGACCUGGGAGAAAAGCCUGUCCGAUCAGAACCAUCACUUGUGUUGACUUCAUUUCGGUUCAAAUGUGUAAAAUGAAAGGUUUAAUAAUCCAUUA
Messenger RNA from Xiphophorus couchianus (Monterrey platyfish), 1788 nucleotides. Its product is annotated as histone H2B 1/2-like. Bases 1266 to 1640 code for a protein of 124 amino acids. Gene Ontology annotation, cellular component: nucleosome. Gene Ontology annotation, molecular function: DNA binding; structural constituent of chromatin; protein heterodimerization activity. The record is from RefSeq and is a predicted model, not a curated record. NCBI's taxonomy places the organism in Eukaryota, Metazoa, Chordata, Actinopteri, Cyprinodontiformes, Poeciliidae. The transcript has a single exon.